Molecule: messenger RNA, 1936 nt
Organism: Linum tenue
Lineage: Eukaryota; Viridiplantae; Streptophyta; Magnoliopsida; Malpighiales; Linaceae
Source: the annotation of a GenBank genome assembly
GCGAUCUGAUCGAACGGCGGACAAGUGAGGUAGACGUACACGUGAGAUGAAGAGAAGUAGUAAGAGGAGGAAAGGAAGCCAAAAAAGAAGUUAAUAAAAGGAGGAGGGGAUGGAUCACUCGAGAAGUGACUUACUUCCCGAUUCCCCAGGCCUUCCUGCCCAUUGCUCUCUCUCCCGGCCGAGAAAUCGAGCUCGCGGCACACACUGCGCCACCGCUCCAUCCAUUCCCCGGCCAUUCAUUUCUUCAGUCAUUCUACCCAACAGUUCUAUCGCACCCACACCACAAUCCAUUUCUACCAUAUAAAUGCUCUCUGUCUCUGUCUCUCAAUCUGCUUUUCUUGCUUUCCCCAAGCUACUUAAAUAGCGCAUCUAUCCAGCAAGAGUAGCAUCGUCGACUCCUGCUCACUGCUCCCACGCACGCACCCCAAGUGUUUGUUUUUAUUUCUCUUCCGUUAGUCCUCUAACGAACCCCCGAGUGUCAAACCAAACUUUGUAUUUUUUUUUUUAAAUUCCCACACUGUCAGAUCGAAAGUUGGCGAAAUUUGGGAUUGUGUUUUCUUUGUUUGAGAUUUUUGGUUGGUUGGUUGGGUGGGUGGGGGAUUGAGCGAGUAUAUGGAUCCGCCUGGGUUGAUGAGUGACGAGCCCUUCAACUUGGCGGAGAUCUGGCAGUUUCCGCUGAAUGGGAAUGGGAGAGGCCAGUUUGGGCAGAGUUUGGCUCACUUUGCAGACUCUACCAGGGAUAAUGAAUCCCUCAAUUUGGAGCACAGAGGAGGUUUGCAGAAGAAGCGCCGGGAUUUGGAGGAGGCCGUCUCUACCAGCAAUGGCAGCGGGAAUGGACUGAAUGACAGUGAUGGGAAAAGGAUUAAAACAACGGGAGGGAGUAGAGAUGAUAGCUGUGAUCCCAAAGCUGAAGAAGCAGAGCUCAGUUCAGGGAAGCCACUAGUGGAACAGAAGGCUCAACAACCCUCAGAGCCACCUAAACAAGAUUACAUCCACGUACGGGCACGGCGUGGUCAAGCUACUGACAGCCACAGCCUUGCAGAAAGAGCCAGGAGAGAAAAAAUAAGUGAAAGGAUGAAAAUCCUUCAGGACCUCGUCCCUGGCUGCAACAAGGUCAUAGGGAAAGCUCUCGUCUUGGAUGAGAUUAUUAAUUACAUCCAGUCGUUACAGCGUCAAGUUGAGUUCCUGUCAAUGAAGCUAGAGGCAGUUAACUCCCGGAUGACUCCUGGCAUGGAUGUCUAUCCUUCAAAAGAGUAUGACCAGCAAACAUAUGAUGCAUCUGGGAUUGGUUACGGUUCACAAACCGCAAGGGAAUUCAGCAGAGGAGCGUCGCCUGAAUGGUUGCACAUGCAGAUUGGUGGCGGUUUCGAAAGAUCGUGAUCUUGAAAAAAUUGUGGAGGGGGGCAGUUGAUUGAUGGGCAAUUAGAGAAAGCAAUACGAUACGUAUAUCCUCCAAAGGGCUAGUAAAAUAUACGCAUAUGAUCUUGUUACAAAGAGAGAGUGCAUUAUGUUGUCACAACAACUACUUCAUGGAGCUGUGGAAUCCCCAACAGAGAUCUCUCCAGUUGUUUCAGCAUUGAAGAAGAGAGUAUUCUUUCACUUCAUACACAUAUAGAAUCUUUGUAAGCUGGACUUCACUUUUCUCCUGCCGUUGUAAUACCAGCUAAAAUGAGAUCCUCCUAGUCCUAUAGCUGUCUAAAUUGCUGUUUUAAAAGAUAAGUUUGUAUUGCAGAUUUCCUCUCCUUGUACGCAUACUCUGUACACACCCUUUUUGUUUCAUACAUACCAUUGACAUGGUGAAGCGAAGCUUAGAUCUUUAUAAUGAAGUAUGAUGGUUCGAUGUUAAACUUGAGCCUUCCGUCUUGGUACAAGUAUCACAUAUCUCAGCUGUUGAUGUAAGCAUUCAAGUUUGUAGUGAAACCAGCAGCAGGAGAAC